This is a messenger RNA of Emys orbicularis (European pond turtle), 2094 nucleotides long. RefSeq names its product phosphatase and actin regulator 2 (gene PHACTR2). Bases 1 to 2094 code for a protein of 697 amino acids. The transcript has 13 exons. Gene Ontology annotation, molecular function: actin binding. The record is from RefSeq and is a predicted model, not a curated record. Gene Ontology annotation, biological process: actin cytoskeleton organization. Lineage: Eukaryota; Metazoa; Chordata; Testudines; Emydidae.
AUGAUGGAGGGUAGGAAGGGGAGCUCUGCAGAGGCAGUUCCUCCAGCCACUUGGCUGCUACCCGGUGAUCCUGGCCCCAGGGGCCGCUCCCAAAGCGACAUCUCCUCCUUCUGUUCCUCCAGAAGAAGCCACCCGUUCAGGUUCAACAUCACAGGCUCAGUUGAUGGAUUAGACAAGGCUUCAAUUGCAAAUUCUGAUGGGCCAACCCCAGGAUCCCAAACCUCUCCUUUCAAGAGAAAAGGCAAACUCUCUACCAUUGGCAAAAUCUUUAAACCUUGGAAAUGGCGGAAGAAGAAGACCAGUGACAAAUUUAAAGAAACAUCAGCAGUGUUGGAAAGGAAGAUUUCGACAAGACAAAGCAGAGAAGAGCUGAUAAGAAAGGGAGUUCUGAAGGAAAUGCCUGAGCAAGCUGGUGAUGUAACAGUAAAUUUUGAAACUUCAAAUGGGCACACCAUAACUAUCAGUGAAGAAACCAUCCAGGAAGAGAAUGUAAUAAAGACCACAGAAGACAAUGGCUCUUUAUCUGCCAAAGCCUCAGCUGUGGAAGGAAAAAAAGAAGAUAAAAAAGAGCGCACUGUUAACUGUCCUGAAAAACCGGCAUCCCAUGCUCCACCGCCGCCCAAGUCUAAGCCUAAACCUAAAAAAGCAUCAAUACCUCCAAAAAAUGUUACUGCUGCUGCCACCGCCACCAGCCAUAAGAGUAAUGAAGCACCUCAUGUUAAAAAAAAAGUCAAGGCUCCUGCUAAGCAGCCCCCUGUCCCACCUCCCAAGCCAACAGGUCACAAUUCAAAUCGAGAAGCUGCUAGCUCCUCUCACGUAAAAAAAUUACCCGUCUCCAAGUCAUCUUCUUCACAAUCUCCUUCAUCCACAUCAUCUCAUCCAAAAGCUUCUAAGGAGACAGCACCUAGUAAAACGGGCACAUCAGGGACUUCCAGGGGCAAGAAAAAACCCGGGAAGCAGUCAACCCCACGAACCCGUGCAGAUGGGGACGUUUCUUCCACCUCCAAUGCAGCAGCAAACAGUUUAGAAACAAAGGUGGAAAACUCUCAGCCAGAGCAACCUCCCAUCAUAAUUUCUGAAUCUGAAGCUACAGACCAGCAGAACACACUGAUUGUCCCUCCUCCUCCCACUGCUCCUCCUCCUCCACCGCCGCUGCUGCCUUCCUCUCCUUCUUCAGCCAGUCAGUCCACUGACUCCUCAGAAACACCAGAUGUACCCAUUAGCACCGAAGCAGGCCUGUCUGUCCCAGGCUCAGAUUCUAAUCCUCUUCUCCAGACUGAACAUGAAACAGACAAUGAAGAGCUUAGCAGUAUAGCCCUAGACAAUAGCCUGGAUAGGAGUGAAGAAAACACAACAUGUUCAGUUACCAAAGAAGACCAGGAAGAGGAGACUCCUAACCUAGCAAGUCCUCAACCAACAGAAGAACCUCCUGAGCCUAUGGCCAGUCCGGAAAGUGAGAGCAGCAAAGAGAGCCACACCAGUGACUCCGAUUCAGAUGGGCCAAUACUCUACACUGAUGAUGACGAUGACGACGACGAUAACACAAGUGCAGAAAGCUCUUUGGCAAGUAAAAUCCGUCGUAGGGAUACUCUUGCUAUCAAACUUGGCAACAGACCAUCUAAAAAAGAAUUGGAAGACAAAAACAUCUUGCAGCGUACCUCUGAGGAGGAGAGGCAGGAAAUCAGACAUCAGAUUGGAACGAAGCUAGUGAGGAGACUUAGCCAAAGGCCCACGACUGAAGAGCUAGAGCAGAGAAAUAUCCUGAAGCAGAAGAAUGAAGAAGAAGAACAGGAAGCCAGGAGGGAAUUAAAACGCAGCCUCAGCAGAAAGCUCAGUCUGAGACCUACAGUGGCUGAACUGCAGGCAAGAAGAAUCCUACGUUUCAAUGAGUAUGUGGAGGUAACGGAUUCCCCGGAUUAUGAUCGCCGAGCAGACAAGCCUUGGGCAAGGUUAACUCCUGCAGACAAGGCAGCAAUACGGAAAGAACUGAAUGAAUUUAAAAGCACAGAAAUGGAAGUACAUGAGGAAAGUCGACAGUUUACAAGAUCUCACCAAGAUAUUUCAAAUAAGCCUCGUUUGAAGUAUACAGGAUAA